AUGAGAGUUGAAAAAGAAGCAACAAAAGGUGAAGGUGGAUAUGUUGGUGGUUUUUUCCAGUUGUUUGACUGGACCUCAAAAUCUCGUAAGAAAUUAUUUGCAACCAAGUCGGAUUCACCAGAGUCUUUGAAACAGAGAAGAAAAAUUGAUGGCAACUUGGCAAUGACACAUCCCUUUCUGGUGGACGAAGAUGAUAUUGGAGUAGGGAUAAGCAUUAGAGAUAGUAACGAUCAUAGUUAUGCUUCAUCUGUUAUAGAUGAUGAAGUAUGUGGAACAAGGGCCCCUAGUGUAGUUGCCAAGCUAAUGGGAUUAGAUUCCUUGCCCUCUUCCAGUUUGCCUGAUCCAUACUUUGACAGCCAAUCUCUUCAAGAUGUGCAGUAUUGGAAGACAAAUCACAAUCAUCUCCAUGGUCAUCAGAUUCUAUAUUCUGGAAAGUUGAUUGAACAGUCUGAGGGAUCUUCUAGGAACUUCAUGGAGACAAAACCGCAAAAGACCCUAAGCAGGCCAAUUGAAAAGUUUCAGACUGAAGUAAUGCCUCCCAAAUCAGCUAAAUCUAUUCCUGUUACACACCAUAAACUUUUGUCCCCUAUUAAGAGCCCUGGCUUUGUUCCAGCAAAUAAUGCUACUUACAUAAUGGAGGCUGCUGCAAGAAUUAUUGAACCCCGCCCCCUAGCUACUGCAAAGGCUAAAACACCUUUGGUAGCAUCAUCAAUAGUGUCAUUGAGGAUUAGAGAUCUCAAAGAUAAAGUAGAGACUUCACAAAAAGGACCACUAAUUGGGUCAUCUUCACUAAUGUUUAAAGUUAGAGAUCUAAAAGAAAAAAGAGAAAUUCCUCAUAGAACCAGCAGAUUUUUUGAACCUUCACAAGGGUCAGCUGAGUCUAAUUAUUCUAAGCAUCUAAAGGGACAAUCUUUCAACAAAAGUUGGAAUGGGUCAGCAGAUGCACCUCUUAGAUAUCUUACUGAAGAAGGAGAACAUUCUUUUUUGAAGAAUAAAGGGAAGUCUGUUUCACUUGCAAUCCAAGCAAAAGUUAAUGUUCAAAGAAGGGAAAAGGAAGGCUUGAGUUUAGGUGGUGCAAAAAGUUUGGUGGAUGAAAAAGAACAUUGUGACAUAAAAACCCACCAGCUUUGGAAGGCAAAUGUUCGAAAAAGUUUGCAAAAGAAACCUUAUAAUCAAGAUGCUUCUGGUGUUCUCAGGCAAAAUAAUCUGAAACAGAAUUGCUCAACCGAUAAAGAUAAACUACCAUUUAAGCCAUUAGUUUCCAGUUUACAUAGUAGAAAACUUUUGACUGGGGGGGAUUCCUCUCAUGGACGUCAUAGAAGCUCUAGUAGUAAAUCCAUUGCAAAAUCUAAAGCUGGAUCUAAAAAAUCAUCAAUGCAUGUGACAGAUAGUGAAAAGGAAGUUUUAUAUACUCGUACAAAUAAUUUCCCUAGGAAGAAGAGGUCCACAGACAGGGACUGGAAUGAUAGGGUUGUUGAUAAUUUGUUCAUUGACAAAACUCAGAAGCUUGUUCAAUCUAAAGUUAGUAAUGAACACCAUAGUUGGGCUGAAGAAGUAAAAAAGAAAGACACGGAUGUAGUUUCCUUCACAUUUAGCAUGCCGUUGACAAGGAGCAGUUCUGGUUUUGAGACAUCUGAACAAGCUGGCUUGAAGACUAAUGGCCUUUUAGAUCAGCAUAUUGAAAGAGGGUUGCUUGACACUGACAGUACAAGGUUUCCAGUAGGAUACAAUGGGAUUGGUGGUGAUGCCUUAGGUAUUCUUUUGGAACAAAAGUUAAGGGAAUUAACAUGUGGAGUUGAGAACUCAUGUGAUGACUCUUUCAAAGCAUGGUUACCUUCUAGUACUCCACCAACAUCAAAAGAUCUGGUGCCCACCCUUAAUUCAGUUAACCUCAUUCCACAGUUGCAACAGAAGAAAGAGCAAGAUGUGACAUUGACAGAAAAGUUAUUCGGUAGCCCUGAAUCUGACAUUUCCUACACUUGUCUUCCAGAAUUAUCAUACAAACAUAGACUUGGGGUUGAUGAGAUGGGGGAGUGUAAGAGCAAUCUUGUGGAUGCAGAAUUAUUCAAUUCCCGACAGCCUAGUUCAAUGUCUGUUCUUGACCCUUCUUUUUCUACGGAAAGCUGUGAAUCUUCAUUCCACACAAAUGAUUCCAGUGCAGAAGAUCAAAACAGAAGGAAACAAGUUGUGGGCUUUAAUUCAUCAAGGAGGCACUAUCCUACAGGAGCUGAUAUAGAGUUGUUUGAUUCAGCUUGUUCAGCAUCAGCAAAGAAACACACAAAUGCAUUUUCUCAAAUGAAGUUUGGUUGCUCAAGUAGUAGAUGGGAGUUGGAUUAUGUGAAUGAUGUAUUGUGUAAUGUGGAGUUGAUGUACAUGGACUUUGCUCUUGGUAGAGCUCGUGACAUUGUGAACCCUCACUUGUUCAACCAGUUGGAGAGUCGAAAGGGAAGGUCUGAGAGUGAUGGUGGGAAGAGUAGGAUGAGAAGGAAAGUCAUAUUUGAUUGUGUGAGUGAAUGUUUGGACUUAAGAUGCAGGCGUUAUGUUGGUGGGGGAUACAAAAUGUGGGCCAAAGGAGUUGCAAUGGUAAGAAGAAAUGAAUGGUUGGCAAAGGAAGUGUACAAGGAAAUUUCAAGUUGGAGGGAUAUGGGAGAUUCCAUGGUUGAUGAGCUUGUAGAUAGAGACAUGUGCAACCCAUAUGGACGAUGGCUAGAUUUUGAGGUUGAUACUUUUGAACUUGGUGCAAAGGUUGAAGACCAAAUAUUUAAUUCUUUGGUUGAUGACUUCGUGGCCGAAAUCCUGUAA
Abrus precatorius (Indian licorice) is the source of this 2802-nucleotide messenger RNA. RefSeq lists its product as uncharacterized. Bases 1 to 2802 code for a protein of 933 amino acids. The record is from RefSeq and is a predicted model, not a curated record. The transcript is spliced from 5 exons. NCBI's taxonomy places the organism in Eukaryota, Viridiplantae, Streptophyta, Magnoliopsida, Fabales, Fabaceae.